Cryptotermes secundus is the source of this 3372-nucleotide messenger RNA. RefSeq lists its product as uncharacterized. NCBI's taxonomy places the organism in Eukaryota, Metazoa, Arthropoda, Insecta, Blattodea, Kalotermitidae. The transcript is spliced from 8 exons. The record is from RefSeq and is a predicted model, not a curated record. Bases 136 to 3195 code for a protein of 1019 amino acids.
GGCGUCCAUGAGAAGAGGGUGGCAUAAGAUCCAGAGGGACGGAGUUGGUUGGUCCAGACGCUUUGGUAGAAGAAAUCAAGCCUUGCUGUUCGUCAAAGGUAUCGAAUCCAGUUUGUUCAGCACCAUAGGAACAUAAUGGCAAUUUCCUUGAAGAACGUUGGGUUCCUCUUCGUAGAAGAUAAUGACUGCAUCAGCCAGGCUCUCAGCAUGCUGAAGGAUGACCUGUUUGGGAUCAAUGUUGAAUUCUGCGAGAAGCUUAUAACUUCCGCACUCGAAACAUACCUGGUGGACAAGAUACUUUCUCUGCCCCAGCGGACUAUAGAACAAACAUACUAUUUACUGUACGAAGCAAUUUCCAAACAUCAAGAAUGUAAAAUGUUGACUGCAGUGACAGACGUCAUAAUGGCCGAUACUGAAACUGUCGUUGCUGCUGAUUCACUGGGAUUCACUCAACAAGAAAAGGUUAAUAUAUUCAAGAUGGCAGCUUCAUUGAUGCAAUUAUCGCAGAUUCCACGUCCAAGAAAGGUAAAAUGUAUCGAAAAACACUUAACAGAACUGUAUAACAACAUAUGGAAGCCUAUAGAGAAGGUUGGAAAGGAGUUCGUUCCUCAGGGCAAGGCAGUUGAAAGUGAUGCCGCUGACCUGUAUAACAACAUCUUGAAGCCUAUGGUGAAGGUUGGAAAGGAGUUCGUUCCUCAGGGCAAGGCAGUUGAAAGUGAUGCCGCUGACCUGUAUAACAACAUCUUGAAGCCUAUGGUGAAGGUUGGAAAGGAGUUCGUUCCUCAGGGCAAGGCAGUUGAAAGUGAUGCCGCUGACCUGUAUAACAACAUCUUGAAGCCUAUGGUGAAGGUUGGAAAGGAGUUCGUUCCUCAGGGCAAGGCAGUUGAAAGUGAUGCCGCUGACCUGUAUAACAACAUCUUGAAGCCUAUGGUGAAGGUUGGAAAGGAGUUCGUUCCUCAGGGCAAGGCAGUUGAAAGUGAUGCCGCUGACCUGUAUAACAACAUCUUGAAGCCUAUGGUGAAGGUUGGAAAGGAGUUCGUUCCUCAGGGCAAGGCAGUUGAAAGUGAUGCCGCUGACCUGUAUAACAACAUCUUGAAGCCUAUGGUGAAGGUUGGAAAGGAGUUCGUUCCUCAGGGCAAGGCAGUUGAAAGUGAUGCCGCUGACCUGUAUAACAACAUCUUGAAGCCUAUGGUGAAGGUUGGAAAGGAGUUCGUUCCUCAGGGCAAGGCAGUUGAAAGUGAUGCCGCUGACCUGUAUAACAACAUCUUGAAGCCUAUGGUGAAGGUUGGAAAGGAGUUCGUUCCUCAGGGCAAGGCAGUUGAAAGUGAUGCCGCUGACCUGUAUAACAACAUCUUGAAGCCUAUGGUGAAGGUUGGAAAGGAGUUCGUUCCUCAGGGCAAGGCAGUUGAAAGUGAUGCCGCUGACCUGUAUAACAACAUCUUGAAGCCUAUGGUGAAGGUUGGAAAGGAGUUCGUUCCUCAGGGCAAGGCAGUUGAAAGUGAUGCCGCUGACCUGUAUAACAACAUCUUGAAGCCUAUGGUGAAGGUUGGAAAGGAGUUCGUUCCUCAGGGCAAGGCAGUUGAAAGUGAUGCCGCUGACCUGUAUAACAACAUCUUGAAGCCUAUGGUGAAGGUUGGAAAGGAGUUCGUUCCUCAGGGCAAGGCAGUUGAAAGUGAUGCCGCUGACCUGUAUAACAACAUCUUGAAGCCUAUGGUGAAGGUUGGAAAGGAGUUCGUUCCCCAGGGCAAGGCAGUUGAAAGUGAUGCCGCUGACCUGUAUAACAACAUCUUGAAGCCUAUGGUGAAGGUUGGAAAGGAGUUCGUUCCCCAGGGCAAGGCAGUUGAAAGUGAUGCCGCUGACCUGUAUAACAACAUCUUGAAGCCUAUGGUGAAGGUUGGAAAGGAGUUCGUUCCCCAGGGCAAGGCAGUUGAAAGUGAUGCCGCUGACCUGUAUAACAACAUCUUGAAGCCUAUGGUGAAGGUUGGAAAGGAGUUCGUUCCCCAGGGCAAGGCAGUUGAAAGUGAUGCCGCUGACCUGUAUAACAACAUCUUGAAGCCUAUGGUGAAGGUUGGAAAGGAGUUCGUUCCCCAGGGCAAGGCAGUUGAAAGUGAUGCCGCUGACCUGUAUAACAACAUCUUGAAGCCUAUGGUGAAGGUUGGAAAGGAGUUCGUUCCCCAGGGCAAGGCAGUUGAAAGUGAUGCCGCUGACCUGUAUAACAACAUCUUGAAGCCUAUGGUGAAGGUUGGAAAGGAGUUCGUUCCCCAGGGCAAGGCAGUUGAAAGUGAUGCCGCUGACCUGUAUAACAACAUCUUGAAGCCUAUGGUGAAGGUUGGAAAGGAGUUCGUUCCCCAGGGCAAGGCAGUUGAAAGUGAUGCCGCUGACCUGUAUAACAACAUCUUGAAGCCUAUGGUGAAGGUUGGAAAGGAGUUCGUUCCCCAGGGCAAGGCAGUUGAAAGUGAUGCCGCUGACCUGUAUAACAACAUCUUGAAGCCUAUGGUAAAGGUUGGAAAGGAGUUCGUUCCCCAGGGCAAGGCAGUUGAAAGUGAUGCCGCUGACCUGUAUAACAACAUCUUGAAGCCUAUGGUGAAGGUUGGAAAGGAGUUCGUUCCCCAGGGCAAGGCAGUUGAAAGUGAUGCCGCUGACCUGUAUAACAACAUCUUGAAGCCUAUGGUGAAGGUUGGAAAGGAGUUCGUUCCCCAGGGCAAGGCAGUUGAAAGUGAUGCCGCUGACCUGUAUAACAACAUCUUGAAGCCUAUGGUGAAGGUUGGAAAGGAGUUCGUUCCCCAGGGCAAGGCAGUUGAAAAUGAUGCCGCUGACCUGUAUAACAACAUCUUGAAGCCUAUGGUGAAGAUUGGAAAGGAGUUCGUUCCCCAGGGCAAGGCAGUUGAAAGUGAUGCCGCUGACCUGUAUAACAACAUCUUGAAGCCUAUGAUAAAGGUUGGAAAAGACAUCGUUUCCCAGGGCAAGGCAGUUGAAAGUGAUGCCGCUGACCUGUAUAACCACAUCUUGAAGCCUAUGGUGAAGGUUGGAAAGGAGUUCAUUUAUGUGGAGAAAAAUUUCUUUGACCAGGACAUCUACGGUUUGAAGUUCCUCUACUUCAUGGAAGAUAUGCUCAGACUUAUGGGCGCUAUGCAUAUGUACCCUACAUCCAUGUUUAUGAUGUCUUCAGAAGUCAUGAUGCCUGGUUCUGCUUAAAUUUUUAAUAAAUCUUAAAUAUUUCUCAUUACGAUUCAUGUAUACAUGUAGAUCUGUAGUCCAACAGUAAUCAUCAUGGUGUAUUAUAUCCGUUUAUUAGAGUCCUUGUUUCAAUUGAUUGUACAUUGUAAAAAUAUUUUAUGAAAACCAGCAAUUGUUUUACAGCAAUGUAAAUAU